AUGCCCAGCCAGCAGGGUGCCGUACCAGAGAACACAGUUUCAACUGAGGAGCUACGAAUUCGUGAUGAGUUGGAGGCAGAGAUAGAGGACUUGGAACAUGAAAUCAUCGAUAGCAUGUGCCGCCUCGCACGCCACCUUCAGAGGCUGUAUCAGCAGAGGAAUAUAAGAGAAUUUACUGGUUCGGUCACUGAUUACCAGUUUUCACUGCCCCAUGCAGAAAAUGCACCUUCUUCUAGAGAUGAAUAUCAGGAUAAAAUUGGAUGGCCAAUGCCGGAUUGA
Molecule: messenger RNA, 279 nt
Organism: Miscanthus lutarioriparius
Lineage: Eukaryota; Viridiplantae; Streptophyta; Magnoliopsida; Poales; Poaceae
Source: the annotation of a GenBank genome assembly